AUAUGCGUUGAUAUCCUACUACUUGGCACCAGGCUCGGAUGUGCCUCCAUUACCGCAUGGCAAUUCAAAGAACAACCAACUGGCGUACGUUCGAAAAUGUCCGAGUGAAGUGGUGAGACGUUCAAAUGUUCGUGGUAGCAGUAGUGGGAUGAUCACGAAGGGUAGUGGUAAGAGGAGUGGAGGUGAUCCAAUGAACAGUGCUGACGGCAGCGCCAACAAUAACACGGAUUCAUCGGCGAAUAUAUCCGACAUUGACGACAACACCGAGGUGAAUGUGGAGGCGAUGUCCGAUGAUGAGCAGAUGAGCAAAGUGAAUGUG
Messenger RNA from Anisakis simplex (herring worm), 319 nucleotides. NCBI's taxonomy places the organism in Eukaryota, Metazoa, Nematoda, Chromadorea, Rhabditida, Anisakidae. The record is from the annotation of a GenBank genome assembly.